ACUGCCCUGUUGGCUGGUUUGGAUCUCGGUGUAAAUACAAAUGUCGAUGUGUGAACGACACGUGUAGCAACAAUGGCCAGUGCAUAAGCCCUUACACGUGUCAGGGUGGAUGGUUCGGCCCCGAAUGCCAAUAUGGCAACACCUCAGUUCUGACAGAUGGCAACGACAAUACAUGUGCUGCUGCCUCAGCCCCUGCUACGGUGACCAUCAUGACUGGCAAGCCCCUUGCUUUCACCUGGCUCAGGCUCCGUGUCCGCAAUCCGGAUCUGUCACUGACAUUCUUGAACUCGACGGAGGUCAACUGUGCCAACUUGAAGAAAGUAUAUGUGGACAGUACAACCAUGGACAUACACUGCAACAUUACCCAGUUGAUCAUGAACGUGACCAUAAAUGGUGCAGCCGUUACCAGUCUGUGCUCAGUCUAUAUCAGCGGGGGUCGCAAUGUGGCGCUGAAAGAGAGGGCUGCGCAAGAUACGACGUUUUCAGAACAAUUGAAUGGCGUACAGUUCAACUACACAGCUGACCUGGCAGUGGACGGUAAUAACCGACAAAGCCUCACCAGGGAUAAGACUUGCAGCCACUCAUCAGGGACACAAACGUGGACUUUGACUUUGUCACAGCCACGUUUGGUGCACAGGUACAAACUCUACAAUAGGGGAGACGGUAAGUAUGUGAUUUAUUGA
Messenger RNA from Candidula unifasciata, 683 nucleotides. The record is from the annotation of a GenBank genome assembly. Lineage: Eukaryota; Metazoa; Mollusca; Gastropoda; Stylommatophora; Geomitridae.